This is a messenger RNA of Hyalella azteca, 1909 nucleotides long. RefSeq lists its product as uncharacterized. Gene Ontology annotation, cellular component: membrane. The record is from RefSeq and is a predicted model, not a curated record. Gene Ontology annotation, biological process: carbohydrate metabolic process. The coding region runs from base 1 to 1878 and encodes 625 amino acids. The transcript is spliced from 7 exons. Gene Ontology annotation, molecular function: galactoside 2-alpha-L-fucosyltransferase activity. Lineage: Eukaryota; Metazoa; Arthropoda; Malacostraca; Amphipoda; Hyalellidae.
AUGUGUGGCAUUAAUGAGUCCCCGUUGUCAGAUGAAGAGCUGUGGCCGCCACGUCACCCCAUCGAGGCUGUGGAGAUCUCUGAUGGCUGGGCACCCCCGGCCUCAUCAAGGCAGGAGUCACCCCGUGAACAGUCGGGUACCAAGAGGCCUCUGGUACUCCUGAGUAGCUACGCUACUGACCAUGAAGCUUUUACGGGGCCUCGAAGAAACCCAUGGUCCAGUAAACUCCAAGGGCCCACUAGUCUCCCACGGCCCAGUAACCUCCAAGGGCCCACUAGUCCCCCACGGCCCAGUAACCUCCAAGGGACCACAAGCCUCCCUGGGCCCAGUAGGCAGAAUGACAACUCGGUACUAAACGACACAAAAAGGCUGAUCGAAGCGGCAGGGCCCGACGACGCUUUAGGACCCAACGUCGCUUCAGGGACCAACAGCCCCUCAGGGGCCAUUGAUGAAGAUGGGCCCACAAACUCUUCGAUUUGGUGGCCAUGCGGCGUGCACCCGAACGAGUCGGCCAGCAUCGAAGCGACCAAUUUCUCGAUGGCUUGCGCCGCUGAGGUAGGCGCGAGGGACCUGGCUCGCCGUCUCGUGGAGGACCUGGCCCCCAGUCCCGUGGAGGACAUAGCGGGGCGCGUUGGGGACCUGAUCCUUGAGCUGACGACGAUCAGGAGGCGGUCGUACAUGGAGAUGCUGAGGGCAACUCUGUGCGUGACGCCGACGCGGCUGCUGCACCAGAUGCUCGACAAACUCACGGAUUUCCGGAACAAGUAUGCAUGUGAGCGCUGCAGAGACUUGCGUCCACCUCCACGCCCUGCGCUGCCCCCAGACGUACAAUUCCGGUCGUUUGAUCUCGUCCCGGCAUCAGCUCCUUCAUCUCUUGGAGACUUGAGUCCUGCCAAGCUUUCCCACGAAGACUUAGGGUCUACCGAGCUGUCUGAUGGAAACUUACGUCCUCUAAAGUCGUUUGAUGCGGAUUUGGGUCCCACGCUAGCGCCAAAAGACGCCUCAAAGCCGAGCCUUCUGUUGGCCAUCGCGCCCCUGGGACGCUUAGGCAACCAGAUGGGGGAGUACGCGACCCUGUUGGCUCUGCACAAGCUGUACAACGUCACGGUGCGUCUCACCGAGGACAUGGCUGGCAACCUGACGCAGACCUUCCCUCACCUCUCGCUGCCUACACUCACUGAGGACGAGACGCCUGCCAACUGGACGCUGCUGGCCAAGGACGGCGGCUGUGCCGUGAGGCGUUACCGUGGCCUCGAACUGGCCGCCGCGGGCCUCUUUGGGCCCCAGCAGUUCCUCAUCUCAGCUUAUCCAUUCGAGAUGCAGCUCUUCAAUGCGUACCGCGCGCUCCUCUUACAAGACUUCAAGUUCCAUCCUAAGAUAAUGAGACAGGCGCGGGCGCGACUACUGAACGCGACGCGUGCUGGAGGUGUGGGCAGGGUGGCCGUGGGCAUGCAUAUUCGACUCUCCGACUACCCUGGCUUCAUGAAGAGGGAGUUCCAGGUAGAGGGUCUGCUUGCGUCCUACGGCUCCUACCUGCGCCGCGCGACGCGUCAAAUCCUACGUCGUUUCCCCAACGCAUCCUUCGUCGUCACAUCCGACGAGCCUGAGAACGCAACUGCCAUCCUGCAGGACUUGCGCUUGGACCACGUCGUGGUGACGAAUGGCACCGCAGCGGAGGACAUGUGUCUGCUGGCGCUGUGCCACCACCGCAUCAUGACCUUCGGCACCUUCGGGUUCUGGGCGGGGUACUUGGGGCGGGGUACGACCCUGUACCCUGACCUCGAGUACCCUGAUGCCCCCUACAUGCUCACCCGGGCCCGCUACACCCAUGCCCGCGUCACCAGCUUCAUACCCGUGCCUUUCUACCCACAGCGAUGACAUAUGUUGUUAUAUGGGGUGAUUUGUGUUA